Messenger RNA from Colletotrichum karsti, 1734 nucleotides. Its product is annotated as duf803 domain-containing protein. The coding region runs from base 1 to 1734 and encodes 577 amino acids. The record is from RefSeq and is a predicted model, not a curated record. Gene Ontology annotation, biological process: magnesium ion transport. The transcript has a single exon. Gene Ontology annotation, cellular component: membrane. Gene Ontology annotation, molecular function: magnesium ion transmembrane transporter activity. Lineage: Eukaryota; Fungi; Ascomycota; Sordariomycetes; Glomerellales; Glomerellaceae.
AUGCUUCCUCGCCCUCACAGCCCGAUUGUCUUAGAUGCUCACGAGAUCCCCCGGCUAACACUUGUCCUCGACUCUUCGCAGAUCGGAAUCAUCGUAGGUCUACUCUCGACCAGCGUUCAGAGCCUGGGCCUGACGCUACAACGAAAAUCGCACAUCCUCGAAGACGAAAAGGGCCCGCAUGAGAUCCGCAGGCCGCCGUACCGGAGGGGCAGGUGGCAGCUGGGCAUGGGAAUGUUCAUCGCCGCCAACCUGCUCGGUAGCUCCGUCCAGAUCUCGACCCUCCCUCUCCCCGUCCUCUCGACCCUGCAGGCCUCGGGCCUCGUCUUCAACUCGAUAUGCGCCACCCUCAUCCUCAACGAGCCCUUCACGAGGUGGUCGCUCUGGGGCACCCUGCUCGUAUGCGCCGGCGCCGUACUCAUCGCCGUCUUCGGCGCAAUUCCCGCGCCAGCCCAUAACCUCCGCGAACUCCUCGAUCUACUCGGCCGCCGGCCCUUCGUGAUAUGGAUGAUCAUGCAGGCCCUGCUGGUCCUCUCCAUCGCCAUCACCAUCGACUGCCUCGACGCCUUCACGAGCCUGUCGACCAACUCGCGCUUCCGGUUCGUCCGCGGGCUGUCAUACGGUUGUAUAAGCGGCAUAGUGUCCGCGCACUCGCUGCUGGUCGCCAAGUCCGCAGUCGAGCUCAUUAUCAAGACCAUCGCCGACGGCGAUAACCAGUUCGUUCACUGGCAGGCCUGGGUCCUGGUUCUCGCGUUGGUCACGCUGGCCCUGAGCCAGCUGUACUACCUUCACCGCGGCCUUAAGCUUGUCUCGACGUCGGUCCUAUAUCCAAUGGUCUUCUGCAUAUAUAACAUCAUUGCGAUCCUGGACGGCUUGAUUUACUUCAAGCAGACCGACCUUAUUAAUCCUCUACGCGGCGGGCUUAUCGCGCUCGGAACCGUCAUUUUACUAUCAGGCGUUCUGGCGCUGUCCUGGCGCCUCAGCGACGAACAACAUACUCCCGGCGUCGGCCAGUCGUCGCUGGCUCCCGGCCUGGGUCUCGUGGAAGACACGGAAGACGAAGAGGAGUCUCUCCUUGGCGGCGACGACCUGUACAGCCUUCACGAAGAAGACGACCCUCUCCCCGUACAGUACUCGACCUUCAACGUGGCCAGCGGCGAGACCACGCCCCUUACACCCAGCCGUCCAAAGAAGGGUAGGAGAUGGCAGGAACGAGCCGAAAUUUGGGGCGAGCUCGAGGAUCGCGAUGCACCAAGCACGCCCAUCUCGCGCAAGCGUUCCAGUACCAUGCCUGACAUCACUGAGUCCACCUCCCUUCUCGCCCACCACCGCCGCUCAAGCGGCACAAAACAGCCCCAAACAUCGUCUUCAGCGGAGCCGGGCCCCAGCAGCGAGUCCCCCUCACAACGCCGGCCCGUGGGCCGCAGGCGGCGUAAGUCAACGGGCUUCCCGGGCUUCACGGCCCGCCGUCGCCGUAAGAGCCAGAGCAGCCAGCCCUCGCUGCAGGAGGCACUCAGCGGGGUCUGGAAGCUCAAGUGGUGGCGGUCCGGCGGUGACGAGGGCGCGCCGCCGAGUAGUAGUGGGAGCUGGUCCGUGUUCCGCGACGAGCCGAGGCCGGACAGCAGCGGUAGCGCGCAAGGAGGGCGGAGGGGGGAGAACGGCGGCGGCGGCGGCGACGGGGCCCAGCAGCAUGAUAGGGGGCGGGGCGGCCGGCCUAGUGACGAUUCGCCUGUAUGA